CUGAUGGCAAUAAACUGGGGCAUGGGGGGAGUCCGCAAGUCCUGUCCAGACCCUUUGGGCUUCUCCAAGUGGCAUUCUUCUGGAACCAGUCUGGAAUGAAGGUCUUUGUGACGUACUUUCAGUCAAGACCCCAGAAGGACCGGGCUGUGCUAUGUGGAAGGUGAUUGUUUUGUUGGCUCUGCUGACAUUCAGCACCUGUGAUGGGCUGUUUCGCUCCUUGUACCAACGUGCCCGAGUUUCCCAGCCUCCUAGUGGAGAUACAGGACAGCCAUUAUUUCUUACCCCUUAUAUUGAAGCUGGAAAGAUCAUGGAAGGAAGAAAAUUGAGUUUGGUGAGAGCUUUUCUAGGACUGAACAUAAUUAGUUACUCUGGCUACCUCACUGUGAAUAAAACCUACAACAGCAACAUCUUCUUCUGGUUCUUCCCAGCUCAGGUACAACCAGAGAAUGCUCCGGUAGUUCUGUGGCUGCAGGGUGGGCCGGGAGGCUCAUCCAUGUUUGGACUCUUCGUGGAACAUGGACCUUAUGUCAUCACAAAUAACAUGACCGUCCAGCCCAGAAACUUCCCUUGGACCACCACCUUGUCCAUGCUUUAUAUGGAUAAUCCGGUGGGCACUGGCUUCAGUUUUACCAAUCACUCUAACGGAUAUGCUGUCGAUGAGGAUGACGUGGCCCACAAUUUGUACAGUGCCCUAGUUCAGUUUUUCCAGUUGUUUCCUGAAUAUGAACAUAAUGAUUUUUAUGCCACCGGCGAGUCUUAUGCGGGGAAGUACGUGCCCGCCAUUGCCCACUACAUCCACUCCCUCAACUCCACCAAGGAGGUCAAGAUCCACCUGAAAGGAAUUGCUCUUGGAAAUGCAUAUUCUGACCCUGAAUCAAUUAUAAGGGGCUAUGCGGCAUUCCUCUACGAAAUUGGCUUGUUGGAUGAGAGGCAGAAAAAGUACUUCCAGAAGCAGUGCAAUAAGUGUGUAAAAUACAUCAAGGAGCAGAACUGGCUGCGGGCCUUUAAAAUACUGGAUAGACUACUGGAUGGUGACUUGACGAGUGAUAUGUCUUACUUCCAGAAUGUGACCGGAUGUUCUAACUACUACAACAUUUUACAGUGCACGGAACCCGGGGACCAAAGUUACUAUGGGAAGUUUCUGUCACUCUCGGAAGUGAGACGAGCCAUCCACGUGGGAAACCAGACCUUUAGUGAUGGAACUGAUGUUGAAAAACACUUGCGAAAGGACACAAUGAAGUCGGUGAAGCCCUGGCUCACGGAGAUCAUGAAUAACUACAAGGUUCUGCUCUACAAUGGCCAACUGGACAUAAUUGUGGCAGCUUCCCUGACAGAGCGCUCCUUGAUGACUAUGGACUGGAAAGGAUCCUACAGAUACAAGAAGGCAAGCAGAAAAGUUUGGAAGAUCUUUAAAUUUGAUGAUGAAGUGGCUGGUUACGUCCGGCAAGUAGACAACUUCCAUCAGGUAAUUGUUCGAGGUGGAGGACACAUUUUACCUUUGGAUCAACCUCUGAGAUCUUUCGACAUGAUCAAUCGAUUCAUCUUUGGAAGAGGAUGGGAUCCUUAUGAUUGACAGACAACUAAUUUCUGAAACC
Sciurus carolinensis (gray squirrel) is the source of this 1595-nucleotide messenger RNA. RefSeq names its product carboxypeptidase vitellogenic like (gene Cpvl). The record is from RefSeq and is a predicted model, not a curated record. Bases 152 to 1573 code for a protein of 473 amino acids. Gene Ontology annotation, biological process: proteolysis. Gene Ontology annotation, molecular function: serine-type carboxypeptidase activity. Lineage: Eukaryota; Metazoa; Chordata; Mammalia; Rodentia; Sciuridae. The transcript has 13 exons.